AUGGCUAAUAGGGUGGUUGUGACGGGUCUCGGUGCCAUUACUCCAUUAGGCGUGGGAGUGACUCCCACCUGGCGGAAUCUUCUAGCUGGUAAAAGUGGACUCAUUUCCACUACUACUUUGCCUGACUAUGAGUCUGGAGGAUGGGCACAGAUUCCAUCGAAAGUGAUCGGCAAAGUACCAGAAGGUUCUAUAAACGACUAUAAAUGGCAAAGCCAGGACCACUUUGAUAAAAGUGAAGCAAGACGUUUGGCGCUUUUUACCCAAUACGGGAUGGUGGCCUCGAAGGAAGCACUUGAAGAUGCUAAAUUACAUAAUUUAGAAGGUAUAGACAAACGAAGAUUUGGCGUAGCAGUUGGCAGUGGAAUUGGUUCGUUCCACGAUGUAUAUGAGAAUCUGACACAGUUUUCACAGUCAGGAUAUAAACGAGUCCAGCCUCUUUUCAUUCCGAAGUUGCUUACGAAUAUGGCUGCUGGAAACAUUCUGAUUAAGUAUGGCUUACAGGGUCCGUUGCAUGCUGUCUCUACAGCUUGUGCUACGGGUUUACAUGCUAUAGGAGAUGCAUACAACUUUAUCAAGAACGACUAUGCUGAUGUGAUGAUCUGUGGUGGUACAGAAUCUUCCAUACAUCCACUAGCAUUGGCAGGGUUUGCCCGAGCCAGAUCUGUAGUCACAGACUUUAACGACGACCCACAGGCUGCCAGUCGUCCUUUUGACGGUAGUAGAAACGGAUUUGUGUUGAGUGAAGGCUGUGGAAUUGUUAUCUUAGAGAGAUUGGACCAUGCCUUGAACAGAGGCGUAAAGCCCGAUGAAAUCUAUGCUGAAAUCAAGGGCUAUGGCCUUUCUGGAGAUGCCCAUCACAUCACGGCUCCUAUGGAGACUGGCGAGGGAGCUUAUCUUUCUAUGAAGAUGGCUGUGGAUCGUAGUGCGAUUUCUCCUGAACAAGUGGGCUACGUCAACGCCCAUGCAACGUCCACUGUGAUUGGCGAUAGGGCAGAAAACAACGCCAUUCUUCGUCUUUUCGGUGAUAAAGCUACAGGCGUGGCUGUGAGUUCGACAAAGUCGUCCAUUGGUCAUUUGCUUGGAGCAGCUGGAGCCGUCGAGUCCAUCUUCACUAUCAAAGCAGUCAAGGAUUCGGAGAUUCCCCCUACCUUGAACUUGGACACUGCUGGGGGCCACAAGGACGACAAGGCGGAUAAUUUUUCACAUUUCGACUACGUUGCCAAGGUCAGCAAGAAGAAGGAACUCGACUACGCUUUAUGCAAUUCGUUUGGAUUUGGCGGAGUGAAUAGUACGCUUUGUUUUGGAAAGUUCAGAACAUAG
This is a messenger RNA of Scheffersomyces stipitis CBS 6054, 1320 nucleotides long. RefSeq names its product fatty acid synthase (gene CEM1). Gene Ontology annotation, biological process: fatty acid biosynthetic process. The record is from RefSeq and is a predicted model, not a curated record. NCBI's taxonomy places the organism in Eukaryota, Fungi, Ascomycota, Pichiomycetes, Serinales, Debaryomycetaceae. The coding region runs from base 1 to 1320 and encodes 439 amino acids. Gene Ontology annotation, molecular function: 3-oxoacyl-[acyl-carrier-protein] synthase activity. The transcript has a single exon.